Cryptosporidium ubiquitum is the source of this 2262-nucleotide messenger RNA. RefSeq lists its product as uncharacterized. The record is from RefSeq and is a predicted model, not a curated record. Bases 1 to 2262 code for a protein of 753 amino acids. Lineage: Eukaryota; Apicomplexa; Conoidasida; Eucoccidiorida; Cryptosporidiidae. The transcript has a single exon.
AUGACUAAUGAUGAUAUGAAAUACAUUUGUAUCAGAUUAAUUUCAGGUUUAAAAUUUGUAGAGUUUGAUGACAUCGAAACAGGAAAACCAUGCCUAAAGACUUCUCAGGGAUUCAGAGGAUGCAAACUUUUUUUAUCAAACAUUGAAGUAGUAAAUGAGAUUCUUGAAAUUGAGGCCUCAGAGAGAAUUUAUAGAGACUCAUUUACAAACAACUAUAAAGCACUAUUUCCAUACCCUAAGAAGAGAUUUUACCGUGUGGAUGUUUUAGAAGCUUCUAUAGAAGGCUAUACAUCAAUUUGGGUAAAUGGUGAAAGAUUUGAAUUUAAUGCAAAUGUAAUUCAAGCUGGGAAAGAGCUUCAUGAAAGUUGGAUUUGUCUGGUCACACUUAUUUUCCAGAUUAAAGAUUUAAUAGAAGAAAGGAUUAAAAAGAAUAAAGAUGUUAAUAUAUUCGAUUUUGAAAAUGAAUUAUGGAAAGCAAAUAUCAUUAAUGUUUUGAAAAGAUUUGAUCAAUCGUGGGUAGAAUUCGAGAAGGAAUAUAUCACAGAACUAAUUUCAAUUGAAAACGUUGCCAGAAGAUUCAUUUUAAAUUUAAAUAAACACAUGAUUGAUAAUGAAAUUUUGACAUGUGUUGGCGCCAAAUCAAAUGGAAAUAAUAGUGAUGUUAUUUUUGUGAAUGAAAUGCAAAAGAAGGAAAAAUCUGAGAAUAAUGGUAAUGAAGAUGAUCAGCUAACAAGUGGGAUUCAAUGUAAUGGUUUGGAUCCAAUUUUCUUCGAGCUAAUUAAAAAUUUGUAUCGAGUUUUAAAUCUGAAUAAUAAACAAUGUACUACAGAAAACAUUAAUUUGUCAACAUGGGAGCAAAUCAUGCAAAUUAACAAACUGGCAGCAUCAUCCCCACACUCCAGCUUUUCGGUGGUUGGCGCCUUAAGUAUGCAAUGCAUGUCCGAAAUGACCAUAUUUUUGGAGCAGGUAGUAGAUGCAUGCAAAAUUCCAGAAAAGAUAGACCCGCAUAUCUGUAAUAAUUCAAGUUUGCAACAACAGAUUUUGAGGGUGGAAGAGACAUGGGGUAUAGCAAGGAAACAGUUUAGUAAAUUGGUGUCAAUGGAGAAAGAGGACGUUGACAGAUUAUCUCUUGUACAGCUUGUAAAAUUGCUUCAAAAAGUAUUUUCCAUUCAAUUUCAGAUUAGGAGGAGAAUUAAAGGAUUGGAAAUUGGAGAGGUGAUGAUGGAAUUAGGUUCAAUAAAGAAUUUUGAGGAAAUAUAUCUCUGGGAAAAUAUAUUUGUUGAGAAAUUAGAGGAGUUUGAUGUCGCUGCAUUGCUAGCUCUUCCAAAAAUAUGCUGUAUUUUGUAUUUGGUGAAUCCAGGAGUUUGUUCAGACAUGAUAAGUCAGUUUCUAAAUAAUGAGAAAGCAAUGGAGUUGCAUUGGGUUCAACAAGAUGAGAUAGAAUGCAUUGAAGAUAAGUUAAUAAAAAAUCAAAUUUUUAGAGGUAUUCAAUUGAGUAACAAGGCUUUAUCCAAUAAUCAGGAUGUUAGAGGAGAGAAUUGUUCGGUUGAAAACUCUUUUUUGAAUAUGGUGACUUUAUGGAAUUCAUUCACAGAGGCUGUUUUGGGCCACGGCAACAGAGGUUUUGGAACUGAUUUUUUGGCUUUAGAAGUUGGUGGAAAAGUUUUUAAUAAAGAAGAAAUACUUUUUGUAUAUAUAUUUUCAUUGUUGACAGGGGUUUGUUUAUGUGGAGAGAGUCAGAUAAAUAACUGUAAAAUUUGCAAUAAAGAGACCAUAACAAUUCAAAAAAAUGAGUUUAUUAAGGAAACAGAGAAAUUAUUGAAUUCAUUGUUAAUUUCUAUAGAAGAGGUUAGCAUACUAUUACAGAGAGUUUCUGUUUCUGAAUGGAAUGAAUUCAUUCAGACCGCAGUAAUUUGCAUUACAAAGUCACCAAUAAUAUUAGAAGAAAGCAUAAAUUUUGAGACCAGCCAAAAAGAAAACGAAAUCGAACAAAAUUCUCCUAUUCAUUUUGAAGAUAAUAAUACUCUAACUACUAAUUCGGCCUUUGGAAAAAAGAGUAAGCAAGGAGGUUCUUUUGCUAUAAACAACACAAAAAUUCAGAACUUCUUGAGUAAUAUUGGUUCAAUUAUAUAUAAAAAUGUUAAGAGCUAUGGUAAAUUUACCGCUAGUAGUAGCACAGUAACUCAAGAAACUUCUGAAAACGCCACAGUAAUUAUGUAUAGUAGUUCAAACUCCAAUUUUCAGAAUGAAACAGAUAUAUAA